Messenger RNA from Asterias rubens (European starfish), 1239 nucleotides. RefSeq names its product cholecystokinin receptor type A-like. Lineage: Eukaryota; Metazoa; Echinodermata; Asteroidea; Forcipulatida; Asteriidae. Gene Ontology annotation, biological process: neuropeptide signaling pathway. Gene Ontology annotation, cellular component: membrane. The record is from RefSeq and is a predicted model, not a curated record. Gene Ontology annotation, molecular function: neuropeptide receptor activity. The transcript is spliced from 2 exons. Bases 1 to 1239 code for a protein of 412 amino acids.
AUGUCAUCAGCAUUCAAUUCAACCCAACUUUUCAACGGCACAACGCUUGAACCUGCCUUCGUUGAGCUUGGCGUAAAUGUAUUCCGGAUAAUUUACUUCGCACUUAUUCUAUUACUUGGUGUUCCCGGUAACUCUCUCAUCCUCCGCGUGUACUGGACCAAGACUCUGAAGACAAGCACCCACGUUUUCAUCAUGACAUUGGCCUGGGCUGAUCUUGCCGUCUGCCUUAUCAAAGUAGUUAACAUUCCAUACCGAGUUUUACUCAUGAUGGGACACGAAAUACCCGCUGUUAUACGUCUUUUGUUGGCGUUAGAACCGACUGCCAUUGGUACCUCCAUUAUGAUAACGGCAGUGAUUGCAGUAGAUCGCUACGACUGCGUCUGCCGUCCACAUCGGCGGUUCUUCACUCACAGACGGGGUAAGAUAGCAGCCUGGGCAUCGUUCUUGUUCUCAGUUCUGAUAAAUAUUCCAGAGUAUGUUGGAGUAUUCUCAUCCAUUCCUAUAUUGACCAUAAUAUUGGCAUGUCAUGCUAUAAUCUGUGUAACUACGCUCGUGAUGGUCGCCGUGUUCUACAGCUUAGUUUACAAAGCAAUCAGGCAACAUGUGAAAGUUGGGGCCAGUUCGUUGAGAACCCGUCGCAACGACUGUUCGACAAUUUGCCCUUCUACUGUUGUAGUUCCGGAGACUAGCUCUAUCGACGAUGGAUCAAAACCAAGUACUUCUAAGGUUCGGAAGGAAGUCUGGGUUGCAUCUGUACCAACUCAAGCUGCUUCAUCAGCAAAGCAAAUUCUUGCAACGGAUCUACAGACACGAUCUUCACUUGAUAUCGAGUCAGGGUUGGAGGCAAACCGUCAAAGAACACACCCCGAACACCCAUCCAACGUUAGUCAACUUCAGCGUAAGACAACAAAGAUGCUAUUUGUGACAAGUGUGUUUUUCUUCAUGACAUGGAUGCCAUAUUGGAUCUUCAUCUUUAUGCUCUUUGUGACAAGUGUGAUCAUCUUCAUGAAAUGGCUGCCAUAUUGGAUCUUUGUCACAGUAAGUUUUGCCUCAAAGGACGGCCUGAACAUCGAUCCUACAUUCUUGCAAGUACUGACUGACAUGUUUCUCAUUUUAUACAUUAACCACGUCGUCAACCCAUUCAUCUACGGAGUUGCAAACAGACGGUUCAGGAAAGACUGCAGAAAAGUGAUUCGCAAAUUCAAACUCUGUCAACAUUUGAAUUUCUCCUACACUUGA